AUGGCUCGCCAGUCCAAGACCGCGGCGGCUGCCGAUCCGGCCAGCGAGGGCCAGGCCGGGGCUGUUUCCGGCUCUACCAUCAACGGGAUCGUUCCCACCCAUCUAGAGACCAAGUUUGCGUUCGCGCUGGUCAGCCAGUUCAAGUCCAAGCCGGACAUUGACUGGGAUCAAGUUGCUACCAUCAUGGGCAUGUCCAAGAAAAGUGCUAUCGAGCGCUGGCGCGUCAUGCGCAUCAAGUUCGGUAUCACCUUCAACGACGAGGCCGGCGACGGCGCAGCUGAGACUCCCGGUUCCGCCCGCAAGGGCAGAAAGAGCACCGUCGCCACCACCCCCAAGGCAGCCAAGGACGACGGCAAGGAGGAGAGCAAGGAGGACCAGGACGCAGCCCCCUUCACUCCCGCCAAGCGCGGCCGCAAGCCCGCCGGCGCUGGCAAGAAGACGCCGACGCCCGGCUCGGCCGCUGGUAGGAAGCGCCGCGCCGGCCCCGCCGACGCCACCACCACCUCCGGCGCCGCGGCUGCUGGCUCGCUCGGCAAUGACGGCGGCAAGGGCGCGGGCGGGGACGAUACGGUGGAGCGGGAGGGGCCCAUUGCGACGGCCUCCCCGAGCAAGAAGAUCAAGGCCGGCAAGAAGGCGGCGGCUGCUCCUGCCACUCCCGCUGCCACCCUUCCUGCUGCCACUUCCACUGCUACUCCUGUCGGCGGCACCCAGGAGGGGCACGCGUCUUCGCCUCUCUCCUCGGUCCCUGGCAUGACUGCGGAUGAGGGCUCGGGCGAUGAGAUGGAGGUGUAG
Messenger RNA from Thermothelomyces thermophilus ATCC 42464, 792 nucleotides. RefSeq lists its product as uncharacterized. The record is from RefSeq and is a predicted model, not a curated record. NCBI's taxonomy places the organism in Eukaryota, Fungi, Ascomycota, Sordariomycetes, Sordariales, Chaetomiaceae. The coding region runs from base 1 to 792 and encodes 263 amino acids. The transcript is spliced from 2 exons.